AUGCCGCUAUCGCAAAUAGAAAAGAGCGUGACACAUUUGUUAGUCGCGACGAAGCAACUCCUCGAGACGCUCACGCAAUGGUCCCGCGGGCAAGCCACCGAUGGCCAGGUCUCCGACGUUUACGUGAGACUGGGAUACGAAUUCAACAUGGCCUGCCGGGCAUUCACAGCUAUCAACGUGGAUACCUCCGACCUAGGGAACGUUCCUGAAAUGCUACGAAGCAUCCUCGAGGCCACACUGAGCCAAGAAGCGAGCACCGAGAGCUUGGAGAAAUACCUUCCACGUAUCCGAGAUAUCAUUAUCAACCUAUUGCACGGCUUGAAGCGAAAGCAACAAAAACUGCGACAGAAGGGCCCGAGAGACAGGGAAAGCGGCGGCUCGGGGGGUGCUCCUGAGCGGACAACGAGUACGAGUACCAUUGGUAGCACGAACACCGGACUUACAAAUCUGCUCGAGGAGGGUAUUCAAAAUGGCUAUCGGCCAGAUGCUCAGAGGGAAUCGUCUCAGUCGGCUGGCGCCCCCGCUGCCACGUCUCCUAAUCGACGUUACAUGCCUCCGCGAGACCAGUCGCGCGGUUCCGUCAACUCGGAGCAGUCUUCCAUGUCUAGCACCACAAUGCAGAACAUCCCCGUCAUGCCUCCAUACCCUGGCGACGAGACGUCGAUGCCCUCUCAACCGUCAUCAGAGAUCAAUGUCGACUCCUUUCCGCCACCGCCGCCGCCCCCGAAACAACAGUCAAGUGCCUUCGCUGCCCUGCAGAAGGGAGGUGAUCUGGAGAGACGAGCUUCUCGACGGUACUCUCAGUACCAGAUCUCCAAGCACCUUGGCGGCGCUGUUAACGGUAUGCCUAUGCUGCCGUCGCAGAACUCUCCAAUCCCCAACCGUGGCCGAGGCGAAGUACGAGAAUCUCUUCGCGCUGUCCAAACACGCGAGACCCUACGCCAAAACCGCGCAUCGAAGCAACCUACGCUGGAUACCUCACCACCGCGAGCACCUAGCCGCGUGAGUGAAGAAUCCUCGGAGGCUUCUAUAGCCCGACCGGAAAGCCCUACGAUCCAGACUCCCGAAGACAAAUACCCUAGAACGAGCGCCACCAUCAACGGACCUCUCAGCGAUGACCUCCCUAUUAUGUCUCCUGACGAUGAGCCAGAGCAAAAGCCUCUGCCGCCACCCAGAGACGAGCCAAAGUCACCGCGGGUCAGGACGCCGGAAAAGAAGCGAGACGGUACCUUCCUACAGGAGCAGUCACCUCCUUUGACGAAGGAGCUCACACUGUUCUUGCAAUACAAAUCCAAGGUCAAGAAAUUUGUGCUUCCUGAGGGGUACAGCGAGCUUUCCAUCGGGCGACUUCAGCUGGCUUUUAUUGAGAAAUUCUCUUGGAAUACACAGUCCAACGGUGCUGACCUGCCCGAGAUUUACAUUCAAGACCCGGUUUCGGGAGUGAGGCACGAGUUGGAAGACCUCUCGGAUAUCAAGGACCGCACGGUUCUCGUUUUGAACGUCGAGCCUCUGGAUGAAGUUAAGCGCCACAUUGAUGACGGCAUAGGACAACUGAAGAAGAUCGUUCAGGAUGUGAAGCAGAACGUGGACGACCAAGGCUUAGCGAUCCAACGAGUUUCGGACCGUCAACAGGAGGCGGCAACCGAGAUGGCAAGGAUAGCUGCGAUGCCACCUGUGGCAGCUGCGCCAGCUGAGGGUUCCAAGACUGCCGCUGCCAGUGGCCGCAAGCUUGGUGCAGGCCACUUGACAGAGAUUCAGAGCUUACGCCGCGACUUGGCGGUCAUGCGACAAGCCUACUCCAAGUUCCAAUCGGAGAUCCAAGGCUCCAUGUCCAUGAUCCGCAACAAGGCGGGCAAUGUCAAGUCUGCGGUAAUCAAGGCUUCGGUGCCCUCUGUCGAAGGCGAGAGUGGAAAUGCGUACAUCGCCAAGGGCCGCGAACAGCUCAACUCAGAUUCCGACCGUCUUGUCGCCAGGGUCGACGACUUGCAAGACCUGGUGGAAGAUCUUCGUAAGGACGUGGUUAUGCGUGGCGUGCGGCCGCUGCCCAGGCAACUGGAGGGUGUGGCGAAGGAUAUUACGAAGCUUUCCAAGGAACUCAAGAAGGUGGAAGAUUACAUGAAGGAAGAGAAGCCCAUCUGGACCAAGAUGUGGGAGAAGGAGCUUGAGGAGGUGUGCAAGGGCCGUGAUGAGCUGCGCCUUAUGGAGGACCUCAUGGUCGAUCUCCGGGAUGACUUGGAGAAGGCCUCGGAAACGUUUGCGCUGGUCGAGCAGGCCACCAAGGAGCAGAUGAAAGAUAACGGCACUAGCGCCAGCGCUGGCACUGCUCGAAACUUUUCCAAGGGUUUGAACAACUUGGGAAACAGUCUUGACCAGAACGCCGCAAAGGAUGGUGUUCUCGGUGAGGUGAGGGCGCUGAUGCCCAAUCACGAGAACCGACUGGAAGCCAUCGAAAGAGCCGAGAAGCUCAGGCAAAAGGAGCUUGAGGGUCGAAAGGGCAACGAGUUGCAGAGAGAACUGACCAACUUCGUCGAGGAGGGCAAGCUGAAGAAGUCCGGCGGCUUCGAGGAGGUCGAGAGGGCACGGAAAGCCAAGGACGACAAGAUCAGGAGGGAGGUAUGGGAACGCCAGAAUGGCAUGCUUGUCGAAGGGGAAGAGGAGGAGGAGGGCGUCGAAUACGAAUAUGAGGAAGUGGAAGAAGAGGAAGAGGAAGGGGAACCAGGGGCCGCCGGCGCCGCGGAUGCUGCGCCGGACGGAGACAAGCCGCCGGCACCCCCAGCGUAA
Messenger RNA from Colletotrichum karsti, 2781 nucleotides. Its product is annotated as actin-interacting protein (bud6 aip3). NCBI's taxonomy places the organism in Eukaryota, Fungi, Ascomycota, Sordariomycetes, Glomerellales, Glomerellaceae. The coding region runs from base 1 to 2781 and encodes 926 amino acids. Gene Ontology annotation, biological process: establishment of cell polarity. Gene Ontology annotation, cellular component: cytoplasm; cell tip. Gene Ontology annotation, molecular function: cytoskeletal regulatory protein binding. The record is from RefSeq and is a predicted model, not a curated record. The transcript has a single exon.